AUGUUUCCGCGUGAAAUUGACAGCGUUUUAAUGCUUUAUCGUUUUGAUGCGAAAGGUGAUUUAGUGGUUUAUGGACCUGACAAAGGAAAGCUUGUCUUAGAUCUACUCUAUGAUACUGGGCGCCUUCAUCUUCCUGAGUACUGCUGUUGGUUGACUUAUCGCUACAGAACAGAAACGCAGAGAGGAAAGGUAGGUGUAGCAUGCGAAAAAUGUCCUGAGAAAGGAAGAAAUUUCCUGAUCUGUAAGGUAAAAUAUGAGAAUCCAGAAAUCAGUCAAGACACUACACCGGCUCCAAAUUUUACAAGACUUCUUGCUCCUUGCGGAUUUAUUGGUAAAGGUUUUGUGUUGCUCCGUGAAAGAGAUAGAACACCAUACUGUUAUUUCCCUGUUUCGAGAGACCAAGAACACCAUAUGUAUCAGAAGGAAAACAUUACAAAACUGAUGAUGGCAUUUCCAGGGGUUUUCAGGACAAAAAUUUUUAAAGGUUAUGAUGACCACCUUAAAACAUGCCAGCAGUUUGGUGCAGAACUUUUCACAUUCGACAGCGAAAAUGAGCUAAUGGCUCUUACACGCGGUAAUUUUAGCACACUUGCACAAACCCAUAUUCUUACUGGUUUUCGGCUAAAUAGCAGUAGACAACUGAUUAUUCCAAAUGAUGUUGAUAUAAAGUUUGCAAAAAUUUAUUACGAUUUACAAUUACGAGGUUGUGAAGUGUAUGAAGAAUGUUGUUUUACUCUUGGCCGGACAUAUGUUCAACGUGCGGAAAAACGUGUGCCCGGUAAAGUACGAUGCAGUACGGUUACUUCCGAUACUGUGCUGUUGAAGUGCAAAGGCUUCACUCAGCUGUCGGCAAGAACUGAAAUGCGAUCUAAUUAUCCGAGGAUACCAAAAACACCUCCUCCAGAAACUUCAGAGCUACUACCAAAACCCGAUGAAACACAGCCAAAUAUUGAUACAAAUUAUCCUCAUAGCAACGUCCCUCUACCAGGACCCGCUUGGAAAACUGGAAGUGAACUUCUGAAGAAGGACGACAGCGGUACUGAUUAUUAUUUCGUGACGUUUUUGAUGUGCGUGAUUUGCUCCUUACUGUCAUUGAGCGGAGCUAUAUUCAUUAGGUUCCGUGAACAGAUAACUGAAAGACUGCGGUCACUCAGAAAGAAAGAACCUAUAGAGUACGAUAAAGUAGAUAAAGAGCAGCACUUAUAUUAUGAAGCUACUGAACAGAAAGACUUUCAAGACCGUUAUUCCACACCACCGGGUCGACGUCGGUCACUUGAUGCGCCCAAUUAUGCGUCACUUGAUGUGCCCAGUUAUGCGUCACUUGAUGUGCCCAGUUAUGCGUUAUUUGAUAAUCCCAAAUAUGGGAGAUUUGUUGAAGAAACCAGGGAGGCUAUUAGAAUUCAGAGACCACCCGAAAAAAGUAGGAGACCAGAAGGGGGUAUGACACCGGAUAGAGAUAUGAUAUCAGACAGAAGUAUGUCACCGGAUAGAGGUAUGAUAUCAGACAGAAGUAUGACACCGGAUAGAGGUAGGAUGCCAGACAGAAGUAUGACACCGGAAGCAGGUAGAAGACCAGAAAGAGGCAGAGGACCAGGUAGAGGCAAAGAACUGGAAAGAGGUAGAGGAUCGAAAAAAAUCAGGCAGCCAGAAAAUGAGCUGCAGGAAAUUUAUUACGAUAGUACGCGGUAA
This is a messenger RNA of Enterobius vermicularis (human pinworm), 1689 nucleotides long. Lineage: Eukaryota; Metazoa; Nematoda; Chromadorea; Rhabditida; Oxyuridae. The record is from the annotation of a GenBank genome assembly.